Messenger RNA from Drosophila bipectinata, 1385 nucleotides. It is a transcript of the gene Poc1, whose product is annotated as Proteome of centrioles 1. NCBI's taxonomy places the organism in Eukaryota, Metazoa, Arthropoda, Insecta, Diptera, Drosophilidae. Gene Ontology annotation, cellular component: transcription factor TFIID complex. The record is from RefSeq and is a predicted model, not a curated record. Gene Ontology annotation, molecular function: RNA polymerase II general transcription initiation factor activity; protein binding. Gene Ontology annotation, biological process: transcription initiation at RNA polymerase II promoter.
UGCAGGGUUGGCUUGGCGACGCAGUUUUCAAUUUUCAAACUCCAGCGGCAAAUUCAACGAGUUUUGUGUGAAAAUAUCAUUUUUUUUUUGACAAAGCAAUGAGAACCGAGAUGCAAGGCCUUUUCAGCGACCCGGCUUUGGAACGCCACUUCACGGGACACUCGGGUGGUAUCACACAACUUCGCUUCAGCCCGGACGGGAGUCAGAUAGCGACAUCUUCAAUGGACUCAUCCGUGAUUCUUUGGAACCUGAAGCAGGCGGCACGCUGCAUUCGCUUCGGAUCGCACUCCGGUACGGUGAACGGUGUGGCCUGGUCCCCAAAGGGUAACCUAAUAGCCUCUGCUGGUCAUGACCGAACAGUGAAGAUAUGGGAGCCCAAGGUUCGCGGCGUCUCCGGUGAGUUUGUGGCGCACAGCAAGUCAGUGCGAAGCGUGGAUUUCGAUCCGACAGGACACCAGCUGCUGACCGCUUCCGACGAUAAGAGCGUCAAGCUGUGGCGCGUGGCCAGGCGUCAGUUCAUCGCCUCCUUCACCCAGCAAUGCAACUGGGUGCGUUCGGCAAAGUUCAGUCCCAACGGAAAGCUGGUGGCCACUGUGAGCGACGACAAAUCGCUCCGCAUCUACGACGUGGGAAGCGGCGAGUGCGUCCGCACAUUCACAGAGGAGAGGGCCGCGCCCCGCCAAGUUGCCUGGCACCCGUGGGGCAAUAUGGUGGCCGUGGCCCUCGGCUGUAACCGCAUUAAAAUCUUUGACGUGAGCGCCAGCCAGCUGCUUCAGCUGUACGUGGUUCACUCGGCGCCUGUGAACGAUGUGGCCUUCCAUCCGGGCGGACAUUUUCUGCUGUCGGGCAGCGAUGACCACACCAUCCGGAUCCUGGAUUUGCUAGAGGGGCGACCAAUUUAUACGCUUACCGGACACACUGACGCAGUAAAUGCGGUGGCUUUUACAAAGGAUGGAGAACAAUUUGCCACAGCUGGAAACGAUAAACAGCUACUGGUUUGGCAGUCCAACUUGCACACCUACGACGCAUCCCAAUUCGAGACCAAGUCUGCCUUGGCAUCAUCGGGCUGCGACACCAGUGCCGCAUCUUCCACCAAGCAGAGCAAUGCUAGCGACGCAAAGUCCAACGACCUGAGCAUCCGCAUCGAUCCACGCCAGUCUCUGGCCUACCAGGCCUUGGAUGAGGAUUUCCAGGUGGUGGACGUGUCCCUCGAAUCCGCCUCGGAGUCCGCCUGCUCGUGCGAGGCCCAACUGGAGGAGAUGAAUGAGAUGCUGAAGUUGCUAGACGAGCGAGUGCGGCGUUUGGAGGGCAUUUACACUUUGUAAUAGUUAAGCGCCUUUUAGACAUUCUUUCUUACUAUAAAUAUAAUUUAUGACAUACGAAUA